AUGGCGAAAAAUAAAGUGACACGAGACAGGGGCCAAAAGACCGGAGAUAAUUUCUUUCGCAAAACAUCCAAAGUUGGUAUCAAACCCUCAACCUCUGGUGAGGGUUCCGCCAAGAAAAAAGCCUUUAAUAAAAGUAAAUGGCGCGCGGAAAAAUACAGUUUCAAAAAGAAAUUAGAAAAAUGGAACGACAAACGGACGGAAUACAUCAGACACGGUUACUGCAAAGAGCAGAAUCGCGAAAAAAAUCAAUUCGAUGUUAACAAAAUUUACGAAGAGGAGGAGCGAAGAGAAAAAGGGGAAGCGAAUGAAGAAGUAAUUGAGCAAGAAAGUGGGCCUAAACGUCGCAGGAAGAGCUUCAAGGAGCGAAUGCAGGAAGAAAGGGACGAAAAGGAGGCCAAAAGAGCCGAGUUUCUGCGGAAGAAGGCGGAGAAGGAGGAAGCGUUGCGGAAAUACCACAAGGAAAAAUUGGAAAAGUUCAAGAAACUGAACAAGAAGACUAAGAAGGGACAGCCGGUUAUGAAAGGCCGCAUUGAGUAUUUGCUCGAGAAAAUACAAAGAAGUGUGUCAGCGUCAGCCACUUAA
This is a messenger RNA of Tribolium castaneum (red flour beetle), 582 nucleotides long. Its product is annotated as thyroid transcription factor 1-associated protein 26. Lineage: Eukaryota; Metazoa; Arthropoda; Insecta; Coleoptera; Tenebrionidae. The record is from RefSeq and is a predicted model, not a curated record. Gene Ontology annotation, cellular component: nucleus. Bases 1 to 582 code for a protein of 193 amino acids. The transcript has a single exon.